This is a messenger RNA of Linnemannia hyalina, 2208 nucleotides long. The record is from the annotation of a GenBank genome assembly. Lineage: Eukaryota; Fungi; Mortierellomycota; Mortierellomycetes; Mortierellales; Mortierellaceae.
AUGAGAGAGUUCAGCAAGUUGGCGCCAGGAGAGUCCAAGAGCGAGAGUGUCAUCAGUGAAGCGCAAAAGACGGUAGCCUCGUUGACGGGAACGUUGUACCGACGGCUGCAGUCAAUGACGAACUUGGAGUAUUUCCAAAGGAGUCUCUUGGUUGGAGAAAAAGAAGGAGCAGCUUCGAUGGGACCUGGCACUUUCCCUGGUAUGGACUCAGCUUGCGCUCGAUUCUUCAAGGCGACUGAGCUCGUGGCCAUGGUUGCCAUGCUCCUGCCCAAAAAAAGCAUUGUGCAUCUCAUGUUGACCAGCAAGAGAUUGAACAAGAUCUCCUCGCCAUACCUCUACCACACCCUCGACCUCGAAUACCUCCACAAGGCGCUUUGCACCUCUCCGGACGCCCUCUUGGCUCUUUCUGCGUGCUCGCGUUCGGUACGAGACAUCACCAUGCCUGAUGACUUUUUCUUCCAGUACUAUCGCGGGAUUAUCACCCUUCAGGACUUGCAGCACACGGUGUCCGGUACUUCUCCGUCGCUACCACCAUGGCUCCCUCCUAUCGACUUUCGUACUACCCUAGUGGUUCCGUUUCCACCCAUGAGCGACCUACAAGCACUCUCCUGCAGCACCUCUCGGUGCUUCACCAGCGACACCUCUGCCUUCACUUCACUCUAUCACAACGGCGGAUAUCUUGCGCUAGUGUGCUACGUCGUCCAAUUGAGCCCGCGUUUGACGCGGCUGACUUUGCACGACCUACCCACGUUCUGCAUGGACGACAUCAACCUUCUUGCACGAACACUCAACGGUCUGACUCAGUUACAAGAGCUCCACACCAGUCUUCUUUCCACUGCCGACGUCCUGGACCACACCAUUUCCACCAUUUUUUUCAGCCUCCCCCAAUCGAUAAGAAUAUUCAACCUCAAUCUUUGUCAACAGUACAAGGAUCCCGCAACAUUCGACAGAGGUGUCAGGACGACUCAGGGCCCGGUGUCAAGGCGACAGGAGCCAUUGCUGAAUUUGACGCAUUGGCAGGUCCAAACCUUCCCGGGGUUCAUGGACGACACUUUCCGAUCCAUGAUCCAGCAGUGCCCGGCGCUCGUCCAGAUGGAGAUGCCAAAUAUCAGGGUGAUCCCGAAGAUCAUCAGACCAGGGUUGGCACAGUUUAUUGUCAAUCACUGUCCGAGCCUUCACACCCUCAGUUGGGGCAACGAUACGUACGGCCAGGAGGAGCAGGAAGCAAUGGCUAUCAUGAAUGCUAUGCCACGGGACACGCUGAGGGCAUUAGAGUUCAAGGAGUUCACCGACAGAUCGGGAGAGCUAGGGGAAGCUAUCGAACGACAUGCCGCUUCCCUGACCGCCAUCGUCAUUGAAUAUGCAGAGUUGACCGAAGACACCAUCCAGACAAUCCUGAUCGAUUGUGAGGCACUGGAGGUAUUCGACAUCGAAACCGAAAGUUGUUACUACUCAGUUGGCGAGAUACAUCUGGCGGAUCUCGUUGCUAUCCCUUGGGCGUCGACAAGGCUCCGGACGCUCAAGCUCAUCGUCAACAUUGGCGACACAGGAAUCCUCAGGUCAUCCCUAUACUUACGAGAUGCACCAGUUUUGUUGUCGGACGAGGAGCAGGACCAAUUGUCGUUCCUGAAUAUCCUAUAUAGGCAAAUCGGCAUGUUGACGGAGCUGGAGCAUUUGUCGCUGAUUAUCAGUGUUCCGGAUGAGGACGAGGAAGAGGAGGACGAAAAUCUGACCGGUUGGAACCGGUACGUCUUUCCAGGGAUGCUGACAUUGGACGGCGACAAGACCAAGGGUCUCCCCGGGUUCCUUGGGCUGCUGUCUGGGCUCAAGAAGUUGAAAAUCCUCGAGGGGUUCGUGAAUGUGUCGACGAAGGAGACGAAGGCGACUAUGGGGUGGAAGGAAGUGGAGUGGAUCAGGGAGAAUUGGCCUCGGUUGAAGAGGGCAGAGUUUUUUGACGCACGUGGACUCAAAAACUUGAAAGAGUUGGUGGGAUCGGUUUCGGCCUACACAAGAGAGACCCGUCUGGCGCUGGGGCAGGCCGAGAUGGAGUGGAUGGUCGAGCAGUGGCCGAAACUGGAGAGGAUCGAGUUGGAGCCGCCUAGACAUCCAAAGCUUGAAGAACACGGGGAUUGUGGUAGUAGGUCUGAUGAUGGUUGCUUGCACUGGCUGCAGUCGAAACGACCCAAGCUAAAGGUUCAAUGUCGUUAA